CUAAGACUGCUAAAACAGGUACUUCACUUGUUUUUCCAAGAGACACCAGAGGGCAUCAAAAUUUAAGGAAUGGCAUCAAUCCCAGUGUUAUUGUGCUUUACGGCUGUGUUGAUUUCAUUAUUUCCUGAAAAUGGACAGGGACAAUCUAUUGAGUCAUUGUCGGUCUCUCUAAAAAAAAUCCAAGAAGAGAUUGUAAAUAAACACAAUGAACUUAGAAGAUCAGUCUCUCCAACUGCCAGCAACAUGCUAAAAAUGAAAUGGAGUAAAGAAGCAGCAGCUAAUGCCCAAAGAUGGGCAGAUCAAUGCACUUUAUCACAUAGCACACAGCAACAUCGAGAAAUCAGUACAAGCAAUUGUGGUGAGAAUCUCUUUAUGGCCAGUUACCCAGCUACUUGGUCAAAAGCAAUCCAAGAUUGGUAUGAUGAAUCCAAAGAUUUUAUAUAUGGUAAAGGGCCAAAGACUAGUCAUGCAGUUAUUGGACAUUAUACCCAGGUUGUUUGGUACUCAUCUUCACUUGUUGGAUGUGGAAUUUCCUAUUGUCCAAAUUCAAUCCUAAAAUAUUACUUCGUUUGCCAGUACUGUCCUGCGGGUAAUCUUCGGAGCAAACUCCAUGUCCCUUACCUCAGUGGACCACCUUGUGCUUCCUGCCCUAAUGACUGUGACAAUGGUCUAUGCACCAACAGCUGCAAGUAUAUUGAUAAAUAUUCUAACUGUAAAAGUUUGGUGAAGACAGUGGGAUGUACACAUGACAUCACCAAGGACGGUUGCCAGGCCUCCUGCAAGUGCCAAGACAAGAUUUAUUAAAUCUUCAGUACAGACUUAACAGAGAAACAUCAUCUUAUAACUUAUAUUUGAGAUUUACUAGCAA
Sorex araneus (European shrew) is the source of this 868-nucleotide messenger RNA. Its product is annotated as cysteine-rich secretory protein 3. Gene Ontology annotation, cellular component: extracellular region. The record is from RefSeq and is a predicted model, not a curated record. The transcript is spliced from 8 exons. Lineage: Eukaryota; Metazoa; Chordata; Mammalia; Eulipotyphla; Soricidae. The coding region runs from base 70 to 804 and encodes 244 amino acids.